Lachancea nothofagi CBS 11611 is the source of this 2280-nucleotide messenger RNA. Lineage: Eukaryota; Fungi; Ascomycota; Saccharomycetes; Saccharomycetales; Saccharomycetaceae. The record is from the annotation of a GenBank genome assembly.
AUGGUAGUCAAUGUGCUGUUCGUGGACUCUUACGACUCCUUCACUUACAACUUAGUGAACUUGAUUAGAGCUCAAGACAAACAAAUUCACGUUACGAUUAUUCAUAACGAUACUUUUGCCACUUUCGAUGAAGUGCGGCCGUUUUUAAGCUGCUUUGAUUGUAUUGUGGUUGGUCCAGGUCCAGGAAACCCGGAAAAUGGUUGUAGGGAUGUGGGACUCCUUCACGAUAUGUUUUCCCAAGACUUAAAGGUUCCCGUUUUGGGCAUCUGUCUUGGUUUUCAAGUGAUGUGCCGGGCCAUGGGAUGUCCUGUCAAGCAGCUGAAAGAGAUAAAGCAUGGUCAGGUUUAUGAUAUUACUGUCGCCAAUCUUGAAAGUAAAUCACAGAACGAGCUGUUUGCAGAGUAUCCAGCUGCUUUCAAAUCCGUGCGAUAUCACUCUUUGCAUGUGGCAGUGGACUCUGACAGCUCUGAGGGUAUCAUACCGCUUUGUUAUACACAUGACGAAAAUGGACCCGUGCUAAUGGGCGCAAAGAUCGCCGAAACGGCGUGGUACGGUGUUCAGUAUCAUCCGGAAUCGUGCUGCUCAGAACUGGGCGGCCAAUUGAUCUCAAACUUUUUGAGAAUUGCAAAAGAGUACAACGACUCCAAGGACAGAAAGAACUCCAGCUAUCAAUUGCUGGACAAUAGCUCGCAAAAACAAACGGCCAUUUCAUUUUUGGAUAAAACUAUAGAUAAAAGCAGCGUGUAUGAGAAAACCGAGCUCAAAGAUUUACCCAUCUACGUUGAAGACAUACCUGUCACUCCAAAUGCACAUUUGGCCCUGAUUAUUUGCAACGUGCUAAAUGUUCCUUUCUUUUUAAUGUCAUCGUCAACAAUCCAGGAUAACAGAGGCGAGUAUUCUAUCAUUGCAUUGCCGAAUGAGAGAUCGACCGUAUUCACGCAUUACGAUCAAAAACACAAGACUUUGAUACACAAAUGGCGUGACUCACGCCUUUCCCAUGAAAAGUACAUGGCUGCGGUAAACGAUAGCCAUGCGCCGAGCGAGGGACUUGAGUCCAUUAAUGAGGAUAAAUUCGACUUCUGGAAAACUGUCGGAAAUUUUAUGAAAGAUCGUAUGGUUGCCAGUAGACCUGAUAUUCCCUUUAUUGGAGGACUAGUAGGAGUUUUGGGUUAUGAAAUGGGACAGUUUACGGUUAAUGGGGAUAAAGAAAAACUUGUGCCUGAUGCCAAACUAGUUUUCAUUGAAAACAGCAUUAUUGUGGAUCUCAAAAAGGGAACUGUUUCUUUUGUAUCACUGAACAAUAAUUUCCCAGAGAGCGUUAAAGGGACGGUAAGAAGUUUGAUGCAAGACAAUAGCGAUAGCUCCUCGUUGCUGAAGUCGAAAAAACUGCCACAUGAUGUCGGUUUCGAUAUUCGAUUACCAACCAGAGAUGCGUACGCCAAAGCAUUCAAAAAGUCUCAAAACUACUUACACAAUGGAGACUCAUACGAGGUUUGUUUAACGACACAGACAGAAGUAAAGCCCAGUAAACGCGUGGAACCCUGGAGACUGUUCCAAACACUGAUUCAAAGAAAUCCAGCUCCCUUUUCCAGCUUUUUCGAGUUUAGCGACUUAUGCCCUGGGUCUUCACAUUUGUGCCUGCUGUCGACGUCACCCGAAAGAUUCUUGAAAUGGGAUCGAAAUGGCUGUGAGUUACGGCCAAUAAAGGGUACAGUGAAGAAGGACCACUCGGUCACUCUAGAAUCGGCUACGAAAAUUUUAAAGACACCAAAGGAAUUUGGUGAAAACUUGAUGAUCUUGGAUCUGAUACGCAAUGACCUGUACGAGUUAUUGGAUUCGGUGACAGUGGAUGAGCUUAUGUCGGUCGAAGAGUAUGAAACCGUUUAUCAAUUAGUGAGCGUAGUCAAGGGCCAUAAUCUGCGGCAAACAGCGUAUUCCGGCAUAGAUCUUCUACGGCAUUCGUUACCCGCGGGUUCGAUGACAGGCGCCCCCAAGAAAAACACAGUUCAAUUGUUGCAAAAUGAGAUAGAGACGGAGCUCAAUUCUCAUAUCUCCAGUGCAGGAGUGCGUGGCGUUUACUCUGGUGUUACUGGGUACUGGAGUUGCAACGACCGUGGGGAUUGGUCUGUGAACAUCAGGUGCAUGUACUCGUACGACAACGCAAAUUCUUGGCGUUUGGGAGCAGGAGGGGCAAUAACAGUGCUGAGCACUCUAGAUGGGGAAUGGGAAGAAAUGCAUACCAAGCUGGAAAGCGCGUUACAAGUGUUUCAGGAUGCUUGA